Molecule: messenger RNA, 3530 nt
Organism: Porites evermanni
Lineage: Eukaryota; Metazoa; Cnidaria; Anthozoa; Scleractinia; Poritidae
Source: the annotation of a GenBank genome assembly
AAUUGUAAGCACACUUUGACUAUUUUCUUAUCUUUAGUUCUGAACAUCAAAACGGUGUUCAAAGUGGCUGCAGGAGGUUUAGUUCUAACAUCCGCCUAUCAACUGCUGAGGCGUGGCUGCACAUAUGAACAGCUGCUCACAGCCGUUAAUACCUGCGUCCUUCCUGCUGGCGCUAGACUACUACAAAUAACUGAGGGGAGUGUGUACUUGAAAGUUCAAGCAGAAAGUCUUACAGCCCUUGACCAUCUGUGGAGAUUGUACAAGAAUGGGACGCUGAAAAAGCGCCUGCAGGCCUUAUUUGUUACUGAUGAAAUGAGAGACCUUGCUGGUGGAGAGCAAGUGGAAGUGAUCGUGACCAUCGACGAAGACGAAUACGAGAAGUCCCGGAACGAGCUAACAAGUGUUGAAGUACAAGGUUAUACACUCACAAAAUACAUCUAAAAAAAGACUUAAGAAACAAAUUAUCUGUAAGUAAGUCUGUAGGCUCCUGUAUAAGGUAUAGGCUUUUUUUCAGUUAGUGUUGAGGUCAAAACGUGGUCAGGUUAAUCACAAAGCCCCAAGUGCCGAGAGAAGUCCUUAAUACGUAAGGAAUUUUAAAAUUUUGCUCAACUAGCGCAUUGAUAGAGACUUAUUCAGUGCUAAACUGCUUCAAGGUAGCAGUUAGGCUGAACAGUAUUGUUUGUUCUUGUUCUUCACCAAAACAUUUUUGGUCCCUGCUAUUGAUAGUCUUAAAAAAGCACACUCCGAAGCAGCAAUAAUCUUUUUAAUUUACAUUCUUACUUUGAAGGUUAUUAAGCCAAUCUUAAUAAAAGGUUCGCUAGACCAGAAAUCAAGACACCGCACCUGCGUAGACGCGUUCACAGUCCCUCAAUUUUACGAUCAGUGUCAUUUACAUUGUGUUUUUGAUACCACAGUUUUGAUUUCAGAUGAACCUGAUGGCCAGGAAGAGAGGCGACUUCAAUACCUAGAUCAGGAAAAAUUAUCCUACAUUACGAAUUACUUAGAGCAAACCAGGGAUACAGAUGUACACAGUGUGUCUACAGAGGACGACAGUGGAAAGCCGGGAUCAAAUAGUGCACCAUCUGAGUUUGGAUUUGAAGAAACCAGCGGUAAGACGCAGUCAAUUCCAAGAGGACCCAACCCAAGCCCCUUUAGUAUUUGUCAACUUCCGCAAUCCCAGGGCGGUUGACACUGAUUUGUCAUCAAGGGUCUUCCCAGGGAUAUUACAUCGGGAUCAGUUCGUGGUUUAUUCAAGCGGGAAAAACGCAGGUGAAGAGGAAAAACCGAGCUCAUGCCUAAAGAGAGUGCGCGAAAUCUGCAGAAUGACACGCUAAAAACCCGGAUUAGGCCUCAGCCUUGAAGUUCCUUUUUAGUAAACGAAAUAUAUACACUUUAUCUGUCUCUUUAAUAUUUCCUGGCAGUCCCCUGGAUUCACACCCCUGUAAUCAAUUCAUACUAAUGUCAUUGCCCAAUCCUUUUUAAUGGACGACAACUUAUCCUUUUUUUAAAGUCAGCAUUUUUGUUAAUUUCAGAUUUUGUUUUUGCCUUGUAUUUGCAGAUUCCACCUCCAAGCUGUGCUUGAAAGAUCUAAGUAUGGAAUUGACUGAGGAACUGACGUCCAAGCUUUAUAGGAACAAAGAUGUUCUAAACCGAUUUUACCGUUCAUUUGGGCUUGAUCCUGACUUACUGCACGACGAACUCGACCGAAGGAGCAUUGGAACAAUUUUUCCCGAUACCCCAGUCAAGCUACUGAAGGAAGUUUUUGAGGCGCUAAAACUGUAUGACUUUGCAGAAUUCUUAGAGAAGGCAACAAAACCACGGACACUUCGCGCUGCUCUUCCGUUAAAAGAAAUUGAAAAGUUAUCGGACGCCAGACACCGACCAACAAAGGUUUACAGUAAAGCAAAGGUUUUAAUAGUCCAUGUCUGUGGAGCCUUUAAAAAAUCAGCAAACAAAGAUGUAGAAACAGCUGGAUCAUUUUUUAAAGCGCAGAAUUCACGGAACGAGGUAACCACAUUAAAGACUGAUUAUUUUAAGGAAUUGUUAGCAGAUCUUGAGAACCUAGCGAGACGCCUGGGAGAAGAAAAUAGUGAUGACAGCAGGGCACAAACAAGGGAAGCACUCUUGAAAGAGCUUUUGAAAAACAAGAUCCCAGACAGCUGGAUCAAAUUAAAAGCAAUAGAAGAGUUCAAAGAAUUAUAUCCGGAUGAACUUUGCCUUAAAGAAGAAGAAGAUGAAAUAUGCAUGCAGCGGAUGCUACGUUUUAACACCAAGAAGGAUGAGCAAGUAUUAACAUUGUUUUCCAAAGAGGAGCCUGCGAUGAGAAAUGAACUAAAACAGCUGACGGAAAAAAGAGAACAAUGGAAAACCGAAAGGAAGCCAUUAAUCGAGAAGCAGAUAAAGGAGAAGUUGGAGGAACUGAAAAAAGAGACUGAGAAAUUUGAAAUGGCUGUUUCAAGGGUCAUCGAUAAAUGGAUAGAACUACACCCAAAUGAUAAAGGUUUGAUAUCAUACCCCUUGUAACAUCCGUUCAGUAACGUUCCAAACUAUUUUAAGUCCUGUUUAAGCAUCCAUCCACACACUGUUCGAUAUUGGUUGAACAGAAGUUAGAACAGUUACUAUAGAGAGAUUAAGAUUCACGUUUACGCCAAACGGCAGACGGAAAUUUGUACCACGUGACCAAGUUUCCCCCUUAUUUUCCGUUCACUCUUUACUACUUCUACACAAAAAAUAAGUAGUUUUAUGCCAGUCUUAACCAUAGCAAUCGUUCGGGACUGUUUUUAUCUGCUUAUUUUCUAUUCUGAGAAAUUCUCAAAUUGAAUCUCUCUAAUAAGUCAAAGCUGAACCUUCCGCACCCUGGUACACUGUUGUGCACCCUGCGACACUGUGAUUCUUAUAAUUAACUCACGUAAAAAGCCAAUUUAUAAAUUUAUAGCUCCUCUUAAUAUUCUUCCUCUUUCACAAAGCUUAAAAUUGGCAAGAAAUAAUGUCGAAAACUGAUUAGAAUUUUCAGCGCGGCCUAACUUUACUUAUGGAUGUUACAAAAGGUGAAUGACAAUAGACUUAUUAAGAAAAAAAACGUCUUUUUGGUUUUUGUAGGAAAGGCGUCGACCGUUUUUGUCGUCCUUAUUCAGAAUAGACUGGGAUUGCAGCGAACGAGUGGUGCAGUUCUAGAACAGAUGAUUAUCAACAUAAAAAGAUGCUUGAGUGAAAAACUGGCUCUUAUUCCAGACACGAAGGUAGUGAUAGCAAAUAAAAUGCCACCUAUGGGGAAAGAAGGAAACAUUUCAAGCGAAACUCUUGAAGUGUAUUUGUCUGAAAAAGGGGUGUUAACCACAUUGCUGCAGCUUCUGAGUAAGCGCUUAGAUACACUGGACCUCAUUUCAGUAAUGCAGGAAUUACAAAGGACCGUCUCACGAACAGUCCCUCGUUACUACUCUAGAAGGUUAGGGUACAGUAACGUUUCUCAUACGACGGUUGAAAUACGUGACAAUUUGUCGAGCGUUCCGAGACUUCAGAAAACGGAAUAA